AUGCUUGAUGCCCGACUCAACUUUAAGCAGCAAGUGGAACACGUCUGUACCAAAGCAUCAGUAGUAAGAGCUAGUCUUGCACGAUUGAUGCCUAACGUCGGAGGCCCAAAGCAGAGCAGAAAACUACUCUUGUCAUCAGUAGUUACAUCGGUGCUCACCUACGGAAUAUCCAUUUGGGCUGACGCACUAGAGACGCAAGACUUAUGGAGAAAGGCCGGACCAAUAUAUCGGAUGAGUGCACUACGAGUCGCAAGCGCAUUCCGCACAGUAUCUAAGGAAGCGGUGUGUGUCAUUUCCGGAACUCUACCUCUUAAAGUUCUAGCUGAGGAAAGACGGAACCUAUAUCAUCGAAAAGCGUCAACCACACUGAGUGCUGAAGAACUCAAGGCAAAAGAACGACAGAAGAGCAUCGCACGUUGGCAGUGA
Messenger RNA from Microplitis demolitor, 426 nucleotides. RefSeq lists its product as uncharacterized. Bases 1 to 426 code for a protein of 141 amino acids. The record is from RefSeq and is a predicted model, not a curated record. Lineage: Eukaryota; Metazoa; Arthropoda; Insecta; Hymenoptera; Braconidae. The transcript has a single exon.